UAUGAAGACUUCUUAAUGGCCGCUCAAGCAAACGGAUGGAACGCCAAUCGUAAGAAAGAAACUUUUGGAGCUUAUCUCCGAAAAGGAGCUCGAGAUUGGUAUCUUGAAUGGACAGACGGCAAUGCACAUACUUGGGAUCAACUUUCAGCUGCUUUUACAGCCAAGUAUCUAAAUAACGAUUUCCGCGAACAAUGGACUGAGGAAUUACGAGGUCUCAAACAACGCAGAAGUGAGACUGUUGAAGACUACUAUUACCAAGUCAGGCGAAUGGCUACUCGAGCUGAACUAAAUCCUGCUGCCACUCUUCCUUACUUCGUUCGAGGAUUAUUACCUGAGAUUAAGGCCGUAGUUAAGACACAUGCUCCUGUUGACCUGGCUGAAGCUUUAACAAAAGCUAAACUAUAUGAGUCUGGAAAAAUGGAAACGAAAAAAAGACCAAAGAAUCAUGUACCCCAAAAAGCUAUACCCGUUAUCAAUAAUCAACAGUCUGGGAUCUUAGUUGAUUUUGAACAAGAUCCUUAUGAAGAUGAACCUAUGCAGGAAGACUUAUCAAAAAUAACAUUAAAAACAAAAAGUGAAAAGAAGCCUAGAAUGAAACAACAACC
Dentiscutata erythropus is the source of this 605-nucleotide messenger RNA. Lineage: Eukaryota; Fungi; Glomeromycota; Glomeromycetes; Diversisporales; Gigasporaceae. The record is from the annotation of a GenBank genome assembly.